This is a messenger RNA of Macrosteles quadrilineatus (aster leafhopper), 3060 nucleotides long. RefSeq lists its product as uncharacterized. Bases 1 to 3060 code for a protein of 1019 amino acids. Lineage: Eukaryota; Metazoa; Arthropoda; Insecta; Hemiptera; Cicadellidae. The transcript has 2 exons. The record is from RefSeq and is a predicted model, not a curated record.
AUGGCUACCUCCCUUGCUGUUGUAAAUGCAAGAAAGGAUAAUGCCUUCACUCAAAUUCAGAUGAUAUAUGAUUUGUCCAAGAAAGUGUCUGAUAAGGAUAUUCAGCAAAGGUUUUUGAUUCGGGCUAAGUCUGUAAAUAAACUCCGAGAUGAUUUCUCUGAGGCUUUAGAUGCCUGCCAUGAACUUGAAUUAGCAAAAGAUCCUAACUUUCAACCCAACUAUGCUCCUCUAAAUAGUGUUGAUGAAUUAAUUGACUACAUUAAUGCCAAUGUUGCCAACCUUGAAAGUAAACUUCAAUCCUCAAAAAAUAAAAGUGAUAAGACUCCGACUCCACAACCUUCGGUUGCUACGCCUCAGACUUCAACUCGUGAUUCUUCCUCAGCUCAUCAAGAAAAUUCAUCAUCUCAACUCUCAUCAGCCCUGACUAGUCAAGAAAGAUGUUCCACAACACAUCAUCCCUCAACAGUGUUGUUGGGAACUUUACUUGUGAAGCUGGUAUCGCCCACCGGAGUUAGCCAUGUAUUUCGAGCUCUCGCUGACUCUGGUAGUCAAUCAUGUUUUCUCACAGAACAUGCUGCUCAACUUUUAUGUGUCUCACGCACAAAAAGUGCGCCUAGUGUAGUAGGCCUCUCUCAAAUACCUACUCGAUGUAAAGGUGCCACUUCUCUCAAGGUAGAGACAUUGAAUGGAAAAACUAUCUCUACUGAAUCAAACUUUUUAAUUCUUGAUAAAAUAUGUGUUGAUUUACCCCGCAUGCCUAUAUCCUCUGGUGUCAUUGAGAUGGUAAAUUCUUACGUUUUGGCUGAUCCCAUGUUCCAUUUACCUGGUGGGAUAGAUGUUCUUUUAGGUGGAUCACUUUUCCCUCUCAUGCUCACUCAAGCAGUUCACAACCUCGGGCCUAACCUACCAAGUUUAAUAGGCUCACACUUUGGAUUUUUGGUAAUGGGUGACGCACCCUGUGCAAUCAAGCUGGAUGAUGACACUAGUUCUCACAUGUCAACCAUGCUUUUGGCAGUCAAUGACAUUGAACUGCACAAUUCUAUCCAGCGGUUUUGGCACCAGGAGGAGCCACCAGUCGCAUCAAAGCAAUCAGAUGAUGAUAAAAUGUGUGAAGAACACUUCCUCUCCACUCACUCUCGGGACCAAUCUGGCAGAUAUUGCGUCCGACUACCGUUCAAGACUGAACACCCUGCUCUAGGAAAUUCUGUCUUUGCUGCCGAGAAAAGACUACACUCACUUCAGAAAAAGUUUAAGGCUCAACCUCAAUUCAAAUCUCUAUAUUUCGACUUCAUGUCUGAUUAUUCGUCUUCGGGACAUAUGGAACUUGCUCAUAAUGUUGACUUAUCCGCCCCGCAUUACUAUUUACCUCAUCAUGGGGUGUUGAAGGAAUCAUCCAGUACCACUAAACUACGUACUGUGUUCGAUGCUAGUGCAAAAACCUCCAAUGGUACAUCUUUCAAUGAUAUUUUGCUUACAGGAAGAAAAAUGCAAACCAACAUUUGUGACUUGUUGCUCAUGUUUAGAACUCAUAGUGUAGUUUUUUCAUGUGAUAUAAGGCAGAUGUACAGACAGAUUAAAGUCCAUUCUGAGGACCAGAAGUUUCACUAUAUCCUAUGGCAUACUCGUCCAGAUCAACCACCCUCUACCUUCAGACUUACCACAGUAACCUAUGGAGUCAAUUGCUCACCGUACCUCGCAAUCAGGACUUUGCACCAACUUGCCAAUGAUGAAGGCGACUCGUUCCCUGAAGCGGCAGAGAUUCUUCGAACACAAACCUUCGUUGACGAUGUGAUUUCUGGUGGAGAUUCCGAAGAAGAAGCUUUAAGACUCCAGAGACAACUCAUCGCCCUAUUAGCACGUGGAGGCUUUGAGCUAAGGAAAUGGACUUCCAACUCCAGUCGACUUCUUCUAGACCUUCCAGAUGGUCAUCGAGAGACUCCGGUGUUCCUUCAAGAUAGUUCACAGCCUUAUCACACCAUUUUAGGCAUUCACUGGUCUCCAGUUACUGACUGUUUUACAUACAAUUUUAAUUUUUCCGCAAGCGCAACUACAAAGCGUCAGGUGCUCAGUGUGAUUGCACAAAUAUAUGACCCCUGUGGUUUCCUCUCCCCAAUUGUUAUGUGGGCAAAACGUUUUAUGCAGCUCUUGUGGACCAAAGGAUUGGAUUGGGAUCAAACACUUCCGGCUGCCCUACUCGAAAUGUGGCAAAGUUUCACUUCAUCUACAGACAGCCUGAGAAAGAUUUCAAUUCCUCGAGCUCUUCAAGUGUCACGAGCAUGCACUACUGCAUUACAUGGCUUCUCAGAUGCCUCCGAGAAUGGUUAUGCUGCAGUUGUUUACUUGCGCUGUGAACUCAGUGAUGGGACUGUCACAAUCAGACAGAUUAUGUCAAAGACUCGGGUUGCUCCCUUGAAAAAACUUACAAUUCCACGCUUGGAACUAUGCGCCGCCCAUCUUCUUGCCCAGAUAGUAGCCUAUGUGGUUUCUAUUUACAAGAUAAAAUUAAAGAUUUCAUCCAUCAUUCUCUGGUGUGACUCUACUAUCACCCUAACUUGGCUGCAGACACCACCUCAUCGAUUGAAGACCUUUGUUGGGAACAGGGUUGCGCAGGUGCAAGAAUUAGUACCUAAUCAUUGCUGGCGACACAUAUCCAGUGAAUAUAACCCCGCUGACUGCGCGUCACGAGGUAUCCUCCCAUCAGAAUUGUCUAACCAUGAACUUUGGUGGUCUGGUCCCCCAUGGCUUCAAUAUUCGAGUGAAUCUUGGCCAUCCUCAAACUUUACUCCUCUAGAUAUUACAAAAACAGGAGAAAAUAAACCUCAGUCACCUACCACUCUUAUAUCUACAAUAAAACCCACUCAAGAAUGGGAACUCCUCACUAGAUUCUCUCACUUCAGCAAACUUGCACGAGUGAUGGGUUACAUUUUACGAUUCAUCUAUAACCUCCGGCACUCAAAAAGGUGCUCAGGCCCUCUCACCUCAUCUGAGUUAACUCAAAGUCGACUGACAAUCUUCAAGAAGGUUCAAGAAACGGUUUUGGAGAUGACAUCGCAGCGUUGA